Messenger RNA from Pseudozyma flocculosa PF-1, 3801 nucleotides. RefSeq lists its product as uncharacterized. NCBI's taxonomy places the organism in Eukaryota, Fungi, Basidiomycota, Ustilaginomycetes, Ustilaginales, Ustilaginaceae. The transcript has a single exon. The record is from RefSeq and is a predicted model, not a curated record. The coding region runs from base 1 to 3801 and encodes 1266 amino acids.
AUGUCGGCGGCCACGAUGAGGCAUCCCUUCAGCAACUCCUUCUACGCCGAGUCCGAGGCCACCGAUCGCAGCAGCUUUGUCGAGCCUAUGGCUUCCGGCUCGAACGCCAACAAGACCCGCGAGCUGGCUCGGGCCGUCGGCCGCGACCUGGCAGGCCCGCCGCCCUCGUUCAGACCGCCCUCUGGCUGGUCUGUCGAUGGCAGGAACGCCGAUGUGGUCUGGCAGGGCGACGGCCCGCGAGGCGACUCGUUCCACGAGGACCAGUUCUCAGACGCGGAGAGCUGGGACGCCGACCACGUCGCGGGAUCCGCAUUCACGCCGGUGAUUGACGACGACGGCAGGAGCACCUUUGGCCACGUCCGCACCUCGAGCGUCGGCAGCUCGGUCUUUGCAGGCCGCGGUGCCCAGCCGGAACGCAAGAGGAAAGAGGCGCCACCGCCGCUGCCGCUGGUGCCGGCCGAGCACCUGAUCAGCGUGGGCAAGUCGGCGGACAGUCCCGUGUUUGCGCUGGUAAGCCCCGCCACCGAGCACAGCAUGUACGAGAGCGCCGCGGAUCACGACGGUGGUCCGGCGGAAGGAGAUCGCACAGCCCGAUCAACCGCUUCGGACCAUCGCAGGCCCAUCGGCGAGUGGCAGAUGCCGCGCUCCGGGACGACAUCCUUCGUCGGCAAGGACGACGAGGGAAACAUCCCCUCGAGGAGCUCCUCGCGUUCGAUCGCCUCGAUGCGGCGAGUCUCGAGCCGCGAGGCUGAAGAAACGCAAGGGAGGGUGGCCUCGCACGGCUUUACCGACAACAUUGGUGGCGAGGGACAGUCCAGAAGCAGCGCGCACGAGCCCAAUGAGCACGCCUCAUCAACCCCAUCUCGAGCAGCGUCGUCUCUGAGCGAUGCCGAAGCCGUGCGCCGCUUGCCCGAUGGGACCUUGAUCCCCAAGAUGCCGCCGAUCCCGAGCGCCGAUGAAAUGCCGCGUCAGCGGUCGACGAGCAAGCAGCGCAACCGCAAGGACCGCUCGCCAAUGGUGAUGCCCGAAGACGAGGCCGAAGACGAGGAGCGCAAGUACCUCGAAGAGAUCGAAGACCCGAAGCGGAUGAGCACGCUGGGGCCCAGACUCAAGAAGAACUCGCCUGCUCCCUGGGAGCUCACGGGCUUGGCCGAGGAAGAGCCCCUGCCUCGGCCUUCGCUGCGAGAUGCGCUCAGGGGUAGCAGCGAUGGCCAAGACAGGUCCUUUGGGCGCUUCCGCAGCAGACCCUCGGUCGAGAGCCAGGCCGCUCCGAGCCGGCACGCAGCACAGACGGCGUCGGGCCUCGGUCGCAACACCACCAUCGCUUCGCUCGAGGAAGAGGCGCAUGCGGAGGAAGAACCAGGGCCGCACAACGGCGGGGCAAGCACCGAAGGCGGCUCGUCGUUCCUUGCUUCGCAGCGCGCCAGAUCCAAGAGCGUCUCCACCAGCGCCGCUGCCGGUGUGCUCAAGGGUCUUGGCCUGGCCAGCUCUGCGGGCCCGGCUUCGAAAAAGUCGAAGCUGGUCAAGGCGUUCCGGCUCGGCCGCGAAGACAGGAGCAGCAGCACUGACGGCGCUGGCCCAGACCUCCCCCACCCAGCCUCGACGUCAGGGCCGACAGCUCCGUACGCACAUCGGCCCCAGCCCCUGGCCCGGUCGAUCGGCUACAAGAAGACGUCGCAGGACAGCGCAUCUUCGUUGCCAUCACCCACCGACCGUUCCGCCGGUCCGAUGGCGGCGGCGAGGAGGCCAAGUCCCGACCUGGCUCAGCUGAUCCAGGCCGCCAACGGCAAGUACCAGGACCAGGCCUACUCGCCCAGCUCGUCGCCGAGUCUGGGCGGACGCAGGCCGCUCUCGCCUCGCGUCGGCAACGGCGGGCUGUCGCUGCCAACAAAUCGAUCUCCUGGCUAUGUCCCUGCCGGCGGUCUCACGGCGAGCGUCAGCAAGGACAGCCAGCUUACCGUCUCGCAGCUGCCAUUGUCGACGUCGUCGCGAUCGCUGGCGGAGGCGGAUCGCACCAGUGCACCGCCCCGGCCGGAUGCCUCGCAGCAGCCCGUGGUGUCGACGCGCAGCGGCAGCGGCGAAAGCUCGCGGCCAUCGACGGUCUCCGAGAGCAGCACGUCGGCCGGCAAGUCGUCGGGCCCGAUGCCCGCGAGCAGCAAGUUCCCGGGCAUUCCCGACGGCGCCCUCCCGCUCUCGAGCAGCGCCUCCGUGGGGUCCGGCGCCGCAGGGCUGCCCAUGCCAGGCUUCCACCACGGCGUGCAGUACAAGCUGAUCUCACUGGAGCAGGCGCGCGAGCAGAUGAAACACUCGCACGACCGCUUGGCGCCCUCGCCAUCGAACCGCGACCAUGGCCCGCACUCGUCGCCCAACCUCAGCGCCGGAAGCGCCAGUCCGAUGCGCCACUCUCCGAGCAUGCAGUCCAUCCACUCGGCGCACGGGGAUGAGCCCCGAUCCCGGCAGCCCUCCGAGGGCGGCCUUUCUCAGCGGGCCAUCAAGAACAAGAAGAGCAGCCUCUUCAGGAUGGGCAAGAAGAAGGACAAGGGCUCCCUCCACGACAUCGACGGUGCUGAGCUAGGCUCGGGCAUGGGAGGCGCUCGCGAAUUCAGCGGCACCGGCCAGGUCGUCGGACUGAUGCCCUCGUUGAGCGUCACGGGCUCCGAGCUCGACGAAGGCUCGGCCGCCAACAGGAAAGACGUUCUCGCCGAGACGCCGGCGCUGUCGCUGCGGCCGGUGAGCUCGAUGUUCUCUGGACUCGGCGCCAACUUCCUCGACUCGUCCAUCUCCGACGCUUCUGACAUUGCUCCGCACGGCGGGCCCUCGUCGGCCCUGACGGCCGGCACCCGAGGACUGCUGGCGCCGUACUCGCCGGCGCUGACGUCGCACUCGCAGGAAGGCAGCAACCGAUCUUCGACGGGCACCAGCUUCGAGGACGCCUCGGAGAGGCUGCGCACUCCCGUCUCGGCCUCUCCUGCCGGCUCUGUCCGCCGGCCGAGCGUGGCCAAUAUCUCGCCGACGCCUCACACGGCCGCGGUGCCGGGUCCAGAGGUGCCUGGAUCGGCCGGCAGUCAGAUGAGCGUCAAGGCCUCGGUCCACUCGGUCGAUCGGAUGCCCAGCCUCGACGCCGGAGGCAGCACGACCAGCAGCCACUCGCGCUUCCACUCGCCAGCCACCUCGCCGCUGACGCCGUCGUUCAACAACGUCCACCAUCCCAUCCACACCAAGCGCGGAGGUCUCGACGACCAUUCGCUGAGCACGCACCCACGCAGCCGGGCUCGGCCCGAUGCUACGACGGUCAACAUCCAGAGCAUCGCCGAGGCGCGGCCCGAAACGUGGGCCAGCCAGCAGAGUGGCAGCGGCAGCGGCGAAUCGGCUGCUGCGACCGCAUCGCACAGCCUCGGCGUGCCCAGCGGCGGCAGCGGCACUGGCAGCCCAAAGCUGGGGCCGGUCCCUGAGGAGGUGCGGAAGCGGGCGAUUGAGAUCGAGGUGCAGAUCAAGCAGCUGGCCAGCGAGCUGCACCAGCUUCGCGACACCCACCUCUCCACCGUCAGCGCCGCGAGCUGGGCAUCGGCGGUCGCGUCGGCCGCGUCGGACGCCACGAUGGCCGAGGGGACCGACGGUGCCUCUGCGCCCAUCAAGAGCUGCCCCUGCUGCGGUUGCGGAUGCGCCGAGCAGAGACGCCUCCAGUCGCUCAACGAGGUCGCCGUGCUCAAGGGUCUCGGCGUCCUGGAUCGCGGCCGCGCGCUCAAGCCGUCGUCCAAUAUGGGCAACACGGGCAAGUUUGGCGGCUACACCAACCGCUAG